AUGGCCCUCGCAACGCAGACUGUCCAGAUCCCACCAAUCCUUGCACCUGCUAGCGUCCAGUUGCUCCGCCGCUGGCCGUCUCAUUGUAGUUUCCCAGUCGGCUUGCUUGCUCGUGGCCUGACAAAGAGCGACGCAUCAAACAAGACCGCUCGUCACGUUGGACCGCUGUUUUGGGGCACCGCCGUCGCCUCGGCAGUAUGGUGGUUGAGUAGAUCUGGUAAGAAGCAGAUAGUCCACGUACCUCAUCCAGACAAGGUGCACCCUCGCCCAGAAGAUGCCGUUCCGGAGCUACCAGAAAGCUUGGACGACCCCGCAGUAUUACCGCAAAUUCUGUCCCAGGCUCUUGGCAAUUCGUCCCCUUUCAUUGCGCAGUUCGCUGGCCGGGCUGCUAUAGUACCCUAUGGCACACCAGCCGACGACAAGGUUGCUAUAGUACCCCAUGGCACGCCAGACACUCCUCCCUCCUUCAAACUGACGCUUGAAGACUUUCCUGCAGCCUGCCGGGGAACCUCGGUUACCAAAGUGCUCAGUGACAGCGCAUGCAGGCAUGCCUUUGAGGAAGACAUUGCCAAGCAUCUUGCAAAAGCUCAUGGAGUUCACUCGAGUCGCAUCAAAAUCAACAGUAUUGAGAAAGGCAGCGUGGUCGUGAACUACUCAAUAUUUGGUGCAGCAGCAGCUGAGAUGCGUGGUUGGAUCGAUGGCUGUGAAAGGAUUGCGAAGAGCCUCAUGGAGACUUUGGAACAUGUGGCGGUGAAUCUUGUCGUGGUGCUGCCAUCACUAGGCUUCGACAUCCGCAACUUUGACUCGGCCGGGGACAAGAAAAAUUUCGAGGGCCAGGACUUCAACACAGAAGGGGAGAUCUACCAUGAGCCAAAGCCCGGUAAAGGGUGGAAGCGGGUCGGUGUCUGUGUUCUGGGCAAAUACGACAGCGAUACGUGGCUGGCGCCUUUCGGCCAUGAAGGCGAUGCAAGUUAUGGGGAUGGUGUUUACGUUUCGCCGUACAUCGACACUGCUGAGGGCUAUGCUCGGCCUGCUUCUGUCAAGCUCCUUGGAGGCUUAGAUGUACGGACCGGCACGUUCCAAGAGCGCCACGGGUCGCUGUCGCUCGGUGCAGUAGCCUACCUGGGAACUCCGGUCCCUGCACUGCAAAUUUAUUGGUUUGGAAAGACGUUGAAGAAAGAUCUGCAGCGCUUCAUCCUGCAGCACAAGGCGGAGCAGGACAACAUGUUCGAUGAGACGGCCGACGAGGACGCCAUCCGCAAGGCGGCCACGGGGCAGGCUAACGCCAUCAGCCAGACUGGCGCCUCUGCCGAUGACUGGGACGACUCGGAGGGGUACUACAAGGCCAAGAUCGGAGAAGUCAUGAUGGAGCGGUAUGAAGUCACCGAGGACUUGGGGCAGCUAGGGUUCCAGCACUCGAAGGCUGACUUCGCCUUCGAUGUUUCGAAGCUUCUUUGUGUCGUGUUUAAGGUGGUCCUUGGCACGCACAUCCUCGUCGACCUUCUCAUGCCGUCGGGUCAUUCCCCAAAGGCUACUGGCCUUGCCUGGCUAUUGCUGCCUGUGGUCGCCGCCUGGGUUUGUUCCUCAAGGUCCGCCUUCACCACGAAAGUGUCCAGAACGCAACUCCAGCAGAAGCGGGAGGCAGAAGGUUUGCAGAGGCAUUUGUCUACUGGGGUUGCUGAAGAGUCCCCCCUCUCAGGCCCGGAGAAAAAGGCUUGCGAUGCGAUUCGAUCUGCCAGGGCCCACAGGGAUUGGUAUGCAGUGAAGCGGGCCUUCGACUCAUCUGGGAAGCAAGCUGCUCCAGUCUUUAAUGCAGCCAUGGCAGCUGCCCUCCAACUUGGCCGAUUCGAGAAGGGCUUGGGCAUAUAUCGGGAGCUGGGGGAUCUUGGCCUGCAAAAAACUUUGAGGAGCUACUGCUGUGCGAUUCGCUUGCAUGCACAGCUGCAGAAGAAGAAGGAGACGUUUGAGAUUUGGGAUGAGGCUCGUGCAAGCAAGUUGUGGAACCACGCGGAGAGUGCUUGCUCUGUCAUGUGUGCAGCCCUACAGGCAGCCGCGCAAUUUGGUGAUCAUGUCUUCGCCCGGCAGCUGCUUGUCAUGAUGCGCAAGAGAGGUAAAGUCCUGAAUGUUGUAGACUGGAACCAAGCUUUGGACGCGUGUAAACAUGCGCUGCAUGCCACAGCCUCAAAGGAACUACUGUCAGAGAUGCUCGAAACAGGCAUGAAACCCGAUGUAAUCACCUUCGCUCUGGCUGUGGGGGCGCACAGCGGAGAGUCUCUGGAUUCGAUAUACGACGUCGCCAGCGGAAUGAAUGCCUAUGAGAUAGAGCCGGAUGUGGUGUUUUUGGAAGAACUGGUGUCAGCGAUCCUCGAUGCCCCACGUCAUGAGGGUACCAAACGAAUCACACAUGUUGAGCAGUGUCAGGCCAUCGCGGCAGAGGCACCUGGUCGUCACCUACUCGCUGCGCAGCGAGUUAUUGACCAUGCUGAGGGUGAGGGCUUUGAGCUAAGCAAGCUGUUGAGGCUGUGGAAAGCCGCCAUGUUGAGGUUCGGCAAGGAUUUCGUCGGAAAGGGUGUCUUUUCCAACGUCUGCAAAGCCAAGGACAAGACGGAUGGAAGUAUGGUGGCCAUCAAAGUCAUGCGCUGCAACGACAUGAUGAAGAAGGCCGCGGAGAAGGAGGUGGAGAUCCUGGAGCGCCUGAACAAGGCGGACAAGCAGAACAAGAGGCAUGUGAUCCGUCUCCACCGCCACUUCCUUUACCGUGGGCACCUUUGUCUGGUCUUCGAGUGCAUGUGGGACAACCUACGUGUGGCGCUGAAGAAGUAUACCAAAGACAAGGGAAUGUCACUUCAGGCGGUGCGGGCGUGCGCCGGGCCAGCACAACCGUCAACCAGAGAUCCCAACGACUGA
Molecule: messenger RNA, 2907 nt
Organism: Symbiodinium natans
Lineage: Eukaryota; Dinophyceae; Suessiales; Symbiodiniaceae
Source: the annotation of a GenBank genome assembly